Molecule: messenger RNA, 756 nt
Organism: Lecanosticta acicola
Lineage: Eukaryota; Fungi; Ascomycota; Dothideomycetes; Mycosphaerellales; Mycosphaerellaceae
Source: the annotation of a GenBank genome assembly
AUGUCCUAUAUCUAUGAUUCCGAUAUACGUGCUGAUUUUGGCCCCUCUACAGUCAACUCUAUCUGGACGCGACGAACUGUCUUGGCCAUCAUAGGGCUCAACACGGCUGUUUUCGGCGCCUGGCAAUACGCAAGUACCUACAAAGACAAGCAGUUGAAAGAGUGGCUCCAACGGAACUUUACGGUAUCCUGGACCAACAUUAACCAAGGACGAUACCACACACUUCUCACCUCAGCUUUCUCCCACAACCAGCCGAUGCAUUUCAUUUUCAACAUGGUAACGCUCCAUGCGUUCGGAAGCGUACUGGCUUCCAGUGCCAUUAACCCAUCAAGCCUCGUCGUGAUGAGCGUUUCCUUCGGGGUUUUGAGUUCCUGUGCAUUGCUCUACUGGCUGAAGUCGAAGGGCCUUGACAAGGGAAAGCGUCAGAUACGCCGCGGUUUCUUGCAGAGACCGACCCAAUCAAUUACCAUCUACUCGGGCCUCGGUGCCAGCGGAAUACUGUGCGGAUUAGGUGCUGCAGCUACUUGUCUUGCGCCGUUCCAACGCAUGAUAUUGGCUGUGAUCCCAAUGCCAUUGUUCAUGUGCACUGCAGUUUUCUUCGCCGUGGACACUUACUUCCUCAACAAAGAGUCGCAAGUUGGACAUGCAGCGCACUUGGGAGGAAGUGUUGCUGGUUUCGCUUACUAUUUGGCCUUCUUGCGGAAUCAUGGGAAUGGAGUCUGGCCUAUGCUACGUCGACUCGUAGUGAGGAGAUGA